Molecule: messenger RNA, 2025 nt
Organism: Cotesia congregata
Lineage: Eukaryota; Metazoa; Arthropoda; Insecta; Hymenoptera; Braconidae
Source: the annotation of a GenBank genome assembly
AUGGAGAUUGAUAUGAAUUUGAUGAUAAACUUUGUGCCGAUAAUCGCGACAAUUUUAGCACUUACAAUUGCAUCUUUUGUCGUUAUUCAAGGAUUAAAACAAAGAUGGCCUAAAACUCUCAAUUGUUGGUUUUGUAGUGCUAACUCUAAGAUUUGUAGAACGAGUCUAGACUGGUGGAAAUGUCCCAGUUGUCACCAAUAUAAUGGAUUUUCAAAAGACGGUGAUUACAAGUAUGACAUACCGGAGCAACGGAGUAGGUCCUUAAAUAAACCGGCUGGACAUUAUUCAUCGGGAAAUAAAAAUCAACAGACAAGGAAAACUAAUGGAUUGUGUAAAAAAUGUAACAGUAAUGAAGAGCUUAAAGUUAUCGAGUUACGUUCAAUUGAUCCUCUGCGUUGGCGUCCAUCUGAGGUUGAAAGUUUCAAGCAAAGUCUCGACGAAAAAUAUCCUCUGUGUAAAAAAUGUAAUUCAUUUGUUAAAAAAGUUAUACAGAAACAGACUCAUUGGUUGAUGCAGUAUAAAAUGCUCUUUUUUAAGCAGAGGUCUAUGGAAAUUACAGUAAAACAUAAAACAAUGUGGGAAAAACUUUGUCGCACAAUUUUAACAUUUUUGAGCGCCGGUAUCAUUUAUUAUCCAACAAAUCAACAGUUAUCAAUUAUUGGUGCAUUGUUACAACUCGUGACGGUAACGAGAGUACAUAUUACCAAAAGAAAUUUUGAUUUAUUACUGACAUUAAUUUGGGUAGGAAUUUGUAUAUUAAUGCCUUUUAGUAAUAUAAGAUUACUAAAGCUUAAAUUUAAAAUUGAGCCGCUUGAUUUGGAGUACAUAACUGGUUAUGGCAUUAUUGCUAUUUUAUCAAGUGUUUUGGGUUUUAUUAAUUUAACUUCAAACAACCCUUCAAACGGCAAUGUAAAUAUAUCAUUUAAAAAACUAGAAUCACCUAUAGCUAGUAUUAAUACUGUCCACAAAGAAUUAAAUAAUGCUGGUUACUGCAACCAAAAAAAUAGUAUUGAUACUUCAAUCCACAAUCAAAAAGAAUAUUGCAAUAAAAAACUUGAAAAAGAUGUGUCGGUUCGGAAAUCACUCGUCAAUACAACACAUUUAUUGAUGACCGAUACGUCUUUUGACUCGCCAGCAACAAUCAAAGCUUCAAUGUCACCGUAUUUUAGAAUAUGUGAAAGUCAACGAAGCUCAAUUUCAAAUGAAUUCACACCGAAGAAUAUAAAUGUUCCGACAAACAUUUCAUUUAAAGGUUCUCCAGAAUAUAAUCAUAAAAAUCCUGAAAAAUACGCUCUGAAUGAGAGCUUGAAAACUUUGAGUAAUUUAUCUUUAGACAGCAACCAUAAGCAGACUUCAAAAAACUCUCAAAUUUUUGAGACCAAAACUUAUGGCACAUCUAGUCCAGAUUUAUUUCGCCGAAACUACAGAACCUCUCAGAAUAAAUUUAUUCUAGCACCACCGAAACUAAAGUCAGUGACUCAAACGUCUUGGGUAGCUGGAGGGUACUGGCAAAUGGGAAUGGAUUCACCAACAUUGUCAAGAUCAUCAAGCCAGAGCUCCGGAUUUGGAUCUACUGCUUCAAACCUCGGGCCAUCUCGGGAGCCAUCUGUCCUCAAUGAAGUAGACAGAUGUUCUGUAGUAUCUGAAGUUUUACCUUGUUACAAUGCUCAACGGCAGACCAGUGUUGGUUCUGCAAACUCAUUUUGUCAACACGGACCAACUUAUCGUGUAGCAACUCCAGACUUUACCGGAUGCAUGGGGACCUCUCAUAGUCCACCGCCUAAUUUAAUAAUUGCAACUCCUUGCAAUCAAUCAUUCCAGCAACAAUCGUGUCACAACUAUCACAUUAACGAUCAGUGUACGAAUGGUAAUAUCAGUUACAAUAUGGUUCCACAAACUCCACAAAUAUCGUGUAACGCUUCUCAUCCUAUCAGCAUUUUAAAUAGCCCUAUUUGGCUACCAGCUCUUCUCUGUGGAUCUAUUGUCUUCAACAUGGUUGUAUUUUGUACCGUAUUGUUGCGUUAG